Molecule: messenger RNA, 1555 nt
Organism: Cyphomyrmex costatus
Lineage: Eukaryota; Metazoa; Arthropoda; Insecta; Hymenoptera; Formicidae
Gene: Tango10
Product: transport and golgi organization 10
Exons: 3
Coding region: 50-1555 (501 amino acids)
Molecular function (GO): protein binding
Source: RefSeq, a predicted model, not a curated record
AAUGUUGAGUAACGAUUGAACUACAAAUACGUCGAGAAAACAUGUUCAGAUGUUACGGACUACUAUCGGGUGGAUGACAGGCACAUCAAGGAUGGAUUCCAGCAAGAGAUCGGAAGCGGUUAGUAGUACUGUUGCACAGUCUGAGAGCUCAGACUCUAUAGAGGUAGACAAUUCUCGUACAGUUCUGCUAAAGAUAGCAACACUGUACGCAGAACGUCUUAUGAAUGAUAUUUGUCUUGUUGUGGAUGGUGUAGAAUAUCCGGCACAUCGACUUAUACUCUGUGCUUCUAGUGAUGUUUUCCAAGUAAUGCUGAUGAGUCCACAAUGGAGCGAGUCUCAGGAAAGCAGGGUAACUCUCCAAGAAACGCCGCAGUGUGCACCAAUAUUCAGUGAAUUUUUGCGCUAUUUUUACACUGGCCAGAUAAGAAUAAACCAUAGUGUUGUUCUACCAAUAUUGUCUCUAGCCGAUAAGUACAACGUCAAAGAUUUGAUAUUGUUGUGCCUUGACUACAUGCGGAAUCAUGUUGCAUUGGCUGCUAUACAUGGCACACUGGUAUCGUGGCUGCAAUAUACAUUAAAUUGUGGACAUCAUGAUAUUAGUCAAGCAUGCCAAAACUUCAUCAAGUGGAAUUUGGAGCUUGUGGCCAAGACUGCAGACUUUGGGAAUUUCGAUCUGGAUAUCCUAGUGUCCUUGUUACAUCAAAGUAGUUUAGUUGUGAAAGAUGAAAUGACGCUUUACAAGUGCCUAGAACAUUGGCUGAAUUAUCAAGCAAAUCGUUUGAGAGCACAGCUAUCGCCAGACGAGGUAGAAGCAACAUUAUAUCAGUUAGUAAUAGCGGUGAUGUCGCCUGUUAGAUUUCCAAUGAUGUCACCGCGACAAUUGGCGGAUUUGCUACUGUCACCUUUAACAAAAAAAUAUAAGGAAUUCUUUGUGGAACGUAUGUCUAUUGGCAUGUCUUUCCAUUCAGGACAAAUCAACAGAGUAAAAGAAGUCAGCAUGAGCGAAGAGGAUGGUGCAUUGUUGUUUGAGCCAAGAUUGUAUACUGUUGAUACAUGUAGUUCAUUAUUGACCAUAGAAAACUUUCAUAGUUUACCAUCUUAUCACAUGAGAACACUUGUAUUUUCUAGUCACUCCAGUUUAGCAGAGUAUGCAGGCGAUAGAGUGUGCGAGUGGGUAGUAGAUAUCUAUCCUAAGGGUGUAUGGUUCAAGAAGUUUUUUCUUAUAGUAUGGCAGGGUACAGUGGAGAUGCCCGAACAUGUCAAGCGAUCAGUGAGAUUGUCGUUGACUUGUAAAGAGCCAUUAAAUAGUAAUAUGCGUGUGAAAAUCGGAGUUUUAAUUUAUGGCUUGCAAGAUGGCGUUGAGCACAUUGCAAGAGUUACCGAGAUUAUUCACAGAUUCAGUAAGAAGGAUCGCGUCCUGAAUUUAGAUGAUCUUUUGCCGUUCGAGGAACUCAAUCCACAACAGGGCUCAGUCUCGGAAAAUGUAUCUCCCUUUUUAGUGGGCCCUAAUAAAGACAUGCUCAAAUUACAUAUUGUUAUAUCGCCAGCAAAUUAA